UACAUAUAUAUAUAUACAUAUGUAUAUAUAUAUAUGUAUAUAUAUAUAUAUUGUGCGUAGAAUCGAUAAACAAUAAGCGAACGCAAUGGAUCGAGGCAAAAUGGCCGUCAACGUGCACUCGACAAAUGUCUCAUCGCAAAAUUGGUCGCGUCACGAGAUGUUGUCCUGGGUCAAUACACAAAUGAAAGCUGAAUUCACAAAGAUCGAGGAGCUCUGCACAGGCGCUGCCUAUUGCCAAUUUAUGGACAUGCUGUUCCCCAAUUCGGUGGCCAUUAAACGCAUCAAGUUUCGGGCCAAUCAGGAGCACGAAUUUGUGCACAAUUUUAAGCUGCUGCAGGCGAGCUUUCAGAAGAAGGCCGUACACAAGGAGAUACCCAUUGAGCGGCUGAUCAAGGGCCGCUUUCAGGACAAUUUUGAGUUCUUGCAAUGGUUCCGGAAGUUCUUCAAUGCCAACAACAAGGGCAAGGCCUAUAAUGCCUUGGCCGUGCGCGAUGGCGUCACCAUGGGCUUCGGCUCGAGCUCCGGCAACGGCUCCAAGGGUCCGUCGAACAGUGCACGCUCCGUAUAUAGCGCACAUCAGGUGCGCACUCGCACAUUCGUUAGUGAUGCACACUUGACCUAUCGAAAGGAGAAGGAGGUUAUCGAGCUGGCCGAUGAUCAGUUCGAUAUGCAUGGCGUGCUCCAUGAACUGGAACGGGCCGAACAGGAUCGCGAUAUGUAUGUGUCGAAGCUGCGCGAUGUGAAGGUCAUUUGCGAGGAGAACCGAGAUGAGAAUCCGGACGUGGUCAAGAAAAUACUCGAGAUAAUCAAUGAGGAUGCCAUCGAGCCGUUCCCAUACGCUAGCGAUAAGACUUUUAAUUCCGAAUUGUUUGAUCAGGCCAAUGGCAGGCAGUGCUAGGCGCUUGCCCGAACAGCAAACAAACCCUUUAAACGCACACACACACACACACAUGUAAACAAAACGCACUCACCACACAUACUCAUAUGCAGAAGACACUCAUACUCACCACACGCACACACGCACACAGGCACACAAGCUUCAUAUGGGCGUUGCGCAAUCAGCUUGGACAGCAGAACAUACACGGAACAGCUGAAUUUAAUUUGAAUAUUUGUUUUCUGUUCUCUGAAAUAUCGAUAAAGAUUAAUGCUUACAAGUGUGCGCGUUCAGUUAGUUAACAACGUAACGGUUGUUGAUCAAAAAUACUUUUAACAAAACAUAAACCACUCUUCAAAUCGUUAGUAGCUAUUUGAUACAGCCAACGGUUGUUUAACUACUGAACGCCUGCAUUAUUUCGUGUUAUGUGCAUAA
Messenger RNA from Drosophila virilis, 1309 nucleotides. Its product is annotated as microtubule-associated protein RP/EB family member 1-like. Gene Ontology annotation, molecular function: microtubule plus-end binding. Lineage: Eukaryota; Metazoa; Arthropoda; Insecta; Diptera; Drosophilidae. Gene Ontology annotation, biological process: regulation of microtubule polymerization or depolymerization; spindle assembly; protein localization to microtubule. The record is from RefSeq and is a predicted model, not a curated record. Gene Ontology annotation, cellular component: microtubule plus-end; microtubule organizing center; cytoplasmic microtubule.